UCGCUCACGGUGUUUGCAUUCGAAACAGCCUACACCUGCAGCUCGCUAGAUCCGCGGAUGUUUAUCGUAACCUCGUUACCCCGAGAUCGCAGUUAUCGUAACCUUUGCCCGUUUCAACCCACCUAACCUGUUUUCACAUUGCAUUCGAACCACGAGUUUGUCGUAUCUUCUCUCAUCGCUUCUGUGUUUGUUGCCCGUGGACGUACACAGCCGAUCACCGGCUGUCCACUUGCUUCUUUGCGCGAAUUUUUUCACUCCCUCGACUGGGAUUCCCCUUGUUCGAUAUCGAACAAUAAUACUUUUUAACACUGCCCACAUUGAAUUCGUAUAAGUCGACGCUGUUUUGCGUAGAUGAUUGCGAUACGGUUUCUCAAGAAAUUUGUUUACCCUUUCCUCUGGUGUGCAUCACUUAUGUAAGCACUGAUUACUUAUAACGAAAAAUUAUAAGGGUGGGUUAAGGAUGUGGAUGAAAUAUAGAGUGACGCAUUGAAUGCUGGGAAAGAAGGGCUGAAAGAGACAAAGAUAGAUAGCGGAAGGUACCCGAAACGAACGUGACGAAGUGCGGGAGGGAGAGAUAGGGAAAAAAGGAAGGGAAACGAUAGAGUGGAGCGGGAAGGGAUAACUGGAACGUGUCGCAGCAAAAAACCAAGUGGGAGAAGAGGGUUUUCGAUUUAUUACAUUUGUGUCGGGACCACUUGACCCGUCGAUAGGUCAAGGAACAAAUCAGAAAGAUGUCGAUACGGUGAUCUCUUCAUAAUGUACACUUUGGGCAAACAUUGAAGUAAAAAGUUGAAAGGGAAAAAUGCUCUUAUGACAAUAUUAAACGUAAAAAUUCUUCAGAAUUAGUUUUAUUAAAUUGUUGUUUUUCAAGUCAAAAAAAUUAUACGUGACAUUUUCAUAUUUAUUAUAUUAGUCAAAUAUGAAUUUUAUAUUCUUUUUUUAGUCUUCGUUUGAUUAUGGAAAAUUAAUUUUGAAAAAUAUACACUCAACUCUCUUAUAACAUGGUUUCGAUAUAAUAUGACACAAAAAUUACGACAGUACCCCUGUAAUACGAUAUUCUUAUCACACAAUUUUCGGUGACACAGCUAAUAGGGAAUUCCCUAUAAAAUUUCCCGCAUUCUGAAAACGCGGUUUUGAUACAACAUGAAAUGCAGUGGCCGUGUUAUAAGAAGAUCGUAUUCGUUUUUGUUUUAAUUUUUCUAAUAAUAAAGAAAUCCAACAUAAUUUUUAUUCAAAUUAUAUCAGUUUCACGAACUGUAUCAUUCUUUAUUUCCAACCUUAAUACACACCAAUCGAAUGCAUACAGAACGAUGGUAGGCGUUUACUUUCAAUAACCAAAUUUAAUAGUAGUCGGUAACUAAUUUGUUAUAGGAAACUACAUUCCUAUUUAUCAAAACCAACGGUACUUCAUUCGAGUUGGUCGAAAAGUUCGAUACAUUUUAACACAAGGUUAUCGUUAAUGAUUCUCUUGCUUAUGACUGUUAAAAUGAAACGGAAGAAAAAAAAAGUAAAAUAAAUUAUAGACUCUUGUAUUACUUGUAAAAGUAAUAUUUAGUAUCCAUGUACGCAUAGCUGCUACCUGUGUCUAGUACGCAUAUGUAAAUAACGCUGUAAAUAAAAAGCUUUUCACGUGCUUCUUGCUAGAAUACUUAGUCGGUAGAAUAGAAUGACGGCCGCCGAUAGCGGGCGGAUUUCCGUCACGUUUCUUGCCUUUACAGAGGAAAAAAAGACAGGAAGACCAUGCGAAAGGAGUUAAGCUCGUAACAGAGAGAACGCCUGGCCCGAAGGCGUUAAACCGGGAAACAGUAUAAUCGGGUCGCAGAGCGAUGUACGCAGCUGCGGGUGGCGCCAGUAUAGCGAACAGGAGGAAGCAAAAACGGUUGCAGCUAAACAAACGUGUCGCCGAGGGUACAAUCCCAUCACGGCUGAAGACAGUUCCAGCUUCACAGCACCACUACCACCAACACCAACACCAACACCACCACCACCCGAGCAAGUUUGCGCGUCCGCACGUUGUUCCACCAUCUUCCACACCACAGCCACAACCACCGUCAUCUGCAUUCCAUCAGAGCAUCGAUCGACGGCGUCAUGUCGAGAAGUCUCCGCAGGUCGCACCUGUCUCUCCGAUCCAAUUCCCAAUAUCGCCACCGCCGCUAUCCCUCGAAUCACCUAGUUCAGUUACUUGCGCCACUAAAUCCAAUAACUUCCCUUUCCCGCCACCAUCGAUCCUUGAUCUCAGAGUAUCGCCAUCUUCUUCGGAGCUACAGUGUGGUGGAGGACCUGGUAAAGCAGCAUGGCAAGGAUGCAGCAGACCUUCUCCCCUCCCUUUGUCUCCUAUGUCACCUCACGGAUGCCGUGGAGAUGGCUACAAGACAAAGCAAUGCGAAGCUCAUCGACGAUGGAUGAAAAGGAACAGGAUAAGAGACGCAAGCUAUUGCUAUGGGAGCAGUGGAGAAGAUGACGAAGAAGAUGGUAGCAGUAAUGCAAACCGUCGUAGAGGAGAAGUUAGUGCGGCAGUGAAUACCGUACUUUAUGCAGGGCUGGGAACUACAGCGCUCGGAUUAGUUAUCUCGUUUGUCGGCACUGGAGAGAAAGGAUUCCUCAGUCCGGAAUUGAGGCUGGUGGGUCCUUCACUACUGUGCGCCGGUUUACUGUGUUGCCUAUUUCGGGUGCUGCUCUGCCUCUGUUUAUGUCGUUGUGGUCAAUGCCGCUGGCGGUUUUGCCAUGUCACUUCUGACAAGAAGGAGAAAGUGAGGAAAGCAGAAGCGCGUCCAGCUGGAACAUUGCCUACCGCCUCACUUUUGUCACCAUCGCAGCAACAACAGCCACCUCAACAAUCGGCCACGUGUUCGAGUGGCCCAGCAUCAUCAUCAACAAAAGCACAUGAGCUGUUGCUCUCUCCUGCCCAACUACCAGAAUGAAAACACUGUUACAAACGUUUUCUACGAAAAUCAACACGCCGAUUAACUGCCGGUUCAUGUCUAAUAUAGAAUUAUCUAAUCUCCAUUCGGCCUGAACCGUUCUCGCAAAAACCAUCACAGCCUAAUUCUAGUUCAAUGCGAAUUUUAGUGCUUAAAAAUAAUAGAAAAAUAAACAAUCGGCUACGUUUUUCUACCCCUACUGUGUUUGAAAAAGUAAACAAGUAAUUAUCAAUGAGCCUUCAACUGCCUCCUCGUUUAUUUCCUUCCAUGUUCAG
Messenger RNA from Nomia melanderi (Alkali bee), 3196 nucleotides. RefSeq lists its product as uncharacterized. The record is from RefSeq and is a predicted model, not a curated record. Lineage: Eukaryota; Metazoa; Arthropoda; Insecta; Hymenoptera; Halictidae.